AUGAGUGCGUUCGACUCGUUCUGCAACCUCUGGAAUGCCAUCUUCGCGGCCGAGGCUGGCAGCCCCGUGAUGAAGGCCGUUGUGGAGCAGAUGGUCGACUGGUACAGGGGGAACCAUACGGAGGCCGAGCUGAUGGGCACCCACACGUUCCUGCAGGGGCUGGAGGCGGUGGUCGCGAGCGAGUGCCCGGUGCACUGCGGCAGGGGAUCGCAUUCUGCCACCUGUGGGCUGUCCUGGAAGGCAAAGGGGAAGCUCCAGUUCAGGUGUGGGACGCAGCACGAGAUCCGGCUCUACAGGGAGAAGAAGCUUACGUGCGGACUUUUGCCCACUGAAGAGUGCCCAGAAGGGCGGAUGGAGGGCAAUGGAUUCUUUGGCCUUCGUUUCGGUAUCUUCGAGCCUGGGAUAAAGGGAAAGUUGGUGGGCUGGUCCCGCUUCGAGAACUGCUCAGGGUCGGCGGACUUCGGUUGCAACCAGCGGCGCAUGCGGGACCCCGCCAGCGAAGCGCGCGUAGAGGCAGGGCCAUCCGCAGGGACGGCGCCCCUCCGGACAGUGACGCAGCAGGACCUGGCGGGCUCGCGUUGCGGAUAG
This is a messenger RNA of Prorocentrum cordatum, 588 nucleotides long. Lineage: Eukaryota; Dinophyceae; Prorocentrales; Prorocentraceae. The record is from the annotation of a GenBank genome assembly.